Molecule: messenger RNA, 3654 nt
Organism: Suillus discolor
Lineage: Eukaryota; Fungi; Basidiomycota; Agaricomycetes; Boletales; Suillaceae
Product: P-loop containing nucleoside triphosphate hydrolase protein
Exons: 29
Coding region: 1-3654 (1217 amino acids)
Molecular function (GO): ATP binding; hydrolase activity
Source: RefSeq, a predicted model, not a curated record
AUGCUGGACUUAUUCUCCAAAGAUCGAAUAGUCAACGAGGCAGGCCUUAGAGCCGCCUUGCGUCAUCUGGACGCAAGGUCAAGUUCAGGAGCAACCGCAUUACAAGCCACGGUCGAACAUAUGUUGUCAUCACCCCAUAUUUUUGCAUAUAUCAUAUCUGUUUGGGAUCGCCGCGAGGCAAUGAUCUCACAGAUCAUGACAGACUUUCCAACGAAAUCUCAAGAAUAUCCAGCAUCCAUCGCGAGAAAGAUGCUGGACAAUCUGUCUAUGAACUUUUUAGCUUGUCCGGCCGAGUCUCUAGCGAUGGAUGUCUCUAGGGACAUCACCCACCACAGAUGCUUCAGCGAGGGCGCUUUACCUGUACUUUUCGCGUUGAACAGUAUGGAAUUUUCUGGCGCACGGUCGUUUGAAGACGAGAUCUUCGACAAAUCUAAUGAUAGAUUCGUCAAGAAGAAAGUGCGCAAUCGCAAUCGCCCGAAAGCUCAUACGUCUAUCGACCGAUCGCUCUUCGUGAGGCUUGGUGUGGUUGUGCCUCUCACGAGCGAGGCUGCUGCAUUAUUGUCUACUCAGAUUCUUGCAAAGCUGAAAAAUGCUCUCUCGUUCUACUUCUCGCUUCUGCGGAGGACGGAAUUGGCAGGCGACAUCAAAGCUUUACUCUUCCCAAUCGUGGGAGAGUAUGCCAAAUAUGUUGCGCCUGAAGUUUCGUCAACCGAUGUUGAGAGCCCAACAGACCGACUCAAUGUAUACCAAUUGGUGCAGCAUAUGAAGACUGCGCUUUAUUUCGACAACGCGGACGGGUUCGGAGAGUGGCGAAUCCUCAUAUCUACGCAGGCCUACAAACAUUUGCGUGAAUUCCGUAGAGCAGAUAAGAAUAUAUUCAAGAUCAUCUUCAAGAAGAUCAAACAGCUAUCGAAUGGCCAUUUUUCAGAUGAUAAUCACAAGCGACUUAACGGGCCGGAUGCAGGCAUACCCAUCUACGAUGCCAAGAUGACAAAGGACCUACGAUUAGUGUACCAGAUCGAUUGUGUCCCUGACAAAGAUGGCAAGUCCGAAAGACAAGUAAUCAAGAUAUACGGUAUUUAUAUGGAUGCUCAGCUUGACAGAGUAUGGGAUGCCUUGGGUAGUCAUCUCGCACGCAAGGGCAGAGAAUAUCGUAGAAGGUGUAUCUUUCGGAAACGGCCACUCCUAUCUAAAUACAGCGCGAUUCUGCCUGGGUCAUUCCCACUAGCUGACCCUGAGCCAGAAUGCCCAGGAAGCCCACUUAAUCUUAGUGAUAAGGACAACGACCACCUUCACUCUUUGCUUGUUUUGGAGAAAUAUGUCACAUUCUCGCAAGCGUUCCUGCAUAGUCUCAUCGCAGACCAAGAUGUACAGCACGUCUUUAUGCUCACACCUCAAGAACAAAAAAUUGUCGAGUGUACCACGUCAUGUUACGUCUUGGGUCGCAGAGGCACGGGAAAAACCACGACGAUGUUGUUCAAGAUUCUCGGCAUUCAGCGAGCUUGGGAAAUGAGUGCUAUUGACAUGCUGAAGCCACGCCAAAUCUUCGUCACCAAAUCCAGAGUGCUCGCUACGAGAGUGGAGGAGUAUUUCACGAAGCUUCUCGAAUCUCUGGCGUUAGCAGGCUAUACCCUGGAGGAACUUGCAAAAAUGAAGGCACGAAGUGUUCAGGAGGGCCCCGUUGAUCUCAAUGACCUGCCCGAAUCCCAGAUGAAUAUGCCGAUGAAAUACAGCGAACUUGAGGAUAAGCACUUUCCUCUUUUUCUAACUUUCGAUCGACUGGCGAAAAUGAUCGCGGCAGAUAUCUUCAGCAAGAAAGAUAGCGCAGGAGUUUUCUUCAAUGCAGAUGCGCAUGACUGUUUCGUCACCUAUGACGUAUUCACAAAUCAAUACUGGCCUUAUUUUCCACAGAAUCUCAGCCAGAAUCUUAAUCCGUGGUUGGUUUUCAGCGAAUUCAUGGGAAUCAUCAAAGGCUCCGAACACACAUUGACUUGUCCUGAAGGAGUUCUCGAUCGUCAAACCUAUCUCCUUCUUCCUCAUCGUUCUAACCCAAAUUUUGCGAAUCAGAGGGGAAUUCUGUACGACAUGUUCGAGCAUUAUACGAAAAUGAAGAGGCAGCGACGUCAUCAUGAUGUUGCAGACCGCACGCAUGCGAUACUCAAGGUCUUGCGGAGCCAGAGGUUCCCUGGCCAACAGAUCGAUUAUCUGUAUGUCGACGAAGCACAAGACAACCUUCUGAUCGACGCAUUAUUUUUGAGGCAAUUAUGUAAGAAUCCAGACGGUUUGUUCUGGGCUGGAGAGAUCUCUGCAGAGAGUUCCUUCAGGUUUAGUGAUCUGAAAGCGUUUCUCUACCGUGUUGAGCAGCAGAAUAUUUCAGUCAAUUCCGCUGGAGCAUGUCCUCGUCAGCCUGCGAUGUUUCAAUUGGCGAUCAACUACAGAUCGCACGGUGGAAUCAUCAACUGCGCAAGUUCUGUGGUCGAACUUAUCACAAAAUUUUGGCCCAACACAAUCGAUAAUCUUCGGCCAGAAAAGGAGGUGGUUGACGGACCGAAGCCUGUAUUUUUUACUGAUUGGGAUAAAGACACCGUUCAUCAUCAACAGUUCUGGUUGCAGAUGAGGGAUAAGGCCGAGCUAUGCAUUCUCGUGCGUGACAAUGCAGCACGUCAGAAGUUCCGAGACCAGGUUGGUCAAAUUGGACUAAUUAUGACGCUUUAUGAGAGCAAAGGCAUGGAAUUCGAUGAUGUGCUGCUGUACAACUUUUUCGAGGAUUCUGCCAUAGAUCUGUCGCGAUGGCACAUAGUUCUCAAUGGGGUAGACGGUCGAGGGUAUGCACCGAACUUUGAACGAGACGAGGCGCGAUACGCUGGGGUUUGUAGCGAGCUCAAACUUCUUUAUGUGGGAAUCACUCGAGCAAAGAAGAAUGUAUGGAUCGUUGACAAAUCUGAUAGAUCAGAGCCGAUGCGUAAAUUCUGGACGUCUCGCAACCAGAUCGAGAAUUGUACUCUCAGAACCUGUGUCCCUCAUCCCGUCUCGACUCCGGAAGAAUGGGCAUACUUCGGGCACUCACUAUUCUCGUACAAGCGCUACCCGCAGGCUAUCCACUGCUUCGAACGUGCUAACCUUCAUCGUAAAGCGAAGGUUUGUGAAGCAUAUCAACUGCGAGAAGUUGCACGUUCUAGUGUCGGAGUGGCCUCACUCAGUGACCAAAAAAGAGCUUUUAACGUGGCUGCCGAUGCCUUUAGUGAUUGCGCGGCGACCGCGACAGGAAUUGAGAAGCUCCAAUAUUAUCGUAACUCGGCAGAUUGCUACGUUCGAGCAGGAGAUGAUCUUAAAGCUACUAAGGCCUAUCUCAAGUUCCACCGCUCAAGAGCCACCUGUCCCUGUGGUAUUGAUGGUGGGCUGAUACAUCAUUUUACCAUAGAUUAUUAUAGUCCCUACCCUUCCCUAUACCGUCCUGGAUAUGUUCUAGAUGUUCUCCCUCGUACUAUAUGUUCAAGUUCUGUUCCUGGGAUCAGCGUCUUCCAUGACAACCUCAUCACACGGCUCAAAGCUCUAUCCCAGAUCCAACUCGACUUUGAAAAGCGCGCCAAAGAUGCAGAAGGGAAAUUCACUGAGAAGUUUGCUGAGAUGCGGAGGCAGCUUGAUGUGCGGUGA